GCUCCCUCACGGGACCGGGGGGUUGUGGGGAGCUGGGGUCGGCUUCUUCAGUGGUAGGGCCGGAGGGGAUGGCCUCAGGUUCAGGUUGGGAAUGAGGAGAGAUUUCUCCUCAGAAAGAGCAGUCAGGCGUUGGGACGGGGUGCCCAGGGAGGCGGUGGAGUCACCGUCCCUGGGGGUGUUCAAGGAAAGGUCGGACGUGGUGCUUGGGGACAUGGUUCGGUGGGUGACAUGGGGGCAGGGGGCGGUUGGACCAGGUAACCUUGGAGGACACCACAAACACCUAGAAGGAGAGGUGUUUGGGGUGAUAUCAGGCCUCUCGAUCUCACUUAAGCCUCUCGGUCUGCUGCGAUGGAUAAGCAGGCGGGUACACCCACAGCAGCCUGCGGCUUCCCCCAUCCUCUGUCAGAUUACACAAAUUACUUUUCUUCCCAGUUCUUAUCACUGUAAUUCCCAGCUUGUUUCUUCUGAAUGUCGUGUCAUACACAGGAGCAGCGUGCACAUGCAGAGCCUCAUUCUGGUUAAAGGAUUUAACAACCUUAAAGAAUGAGGUGAAAACCCCCAAAAAUCUAACCAAGGGUGCUGUUGCCACCAAUGAUGACCCUCUGAAUCCUCAUGAUAGACUGACUGCAUCAGGACCACCCGCAUACUGUGAGGUGAAGCUGACCAGGCUGAAAGGAUGCUCUUGACAGGAGGCUUGAAAUCUCUCCUUCCCCACGUACUAAGAAGAAUAAUUCGUUGCAACAGACACAGUAUCAGUAAUACUUCUGGAAUGGCAGAAGGCUAUAAACAAGCUAACAUUGUGAUUUUGCACAAGUCCCUGGCUGAUGACUUUGAGAAGUUCUGUCACGCAAACAAUGGACCUCUGCCAUUGCUGUACAGAAGCAAACCAGGUGACUGGAAAUGUCCUUCUCUGAGUAGUGAUUCUGAUAUCAGGACUGACUGCCCACAGUGUAGAGUGUAUGAGCAUGGAGCCUUCACUGGAUCUGUAAAAAGUCUAAAGGAAUAUUCGGAACAACUUAAGGACAUGGUGACUUUCUAUUUAGGCUGCAGCUUUUCUUUUGAAAAAGCAAUCCAAAAUGCUGGCAUUCCUGUAAGAAAUGUUGAACAAGAAUGUAAUGUAAGCAUGUAUAAGACAGCUGUGCCAUGCUACAGUAUUUCUACUUUUUGCUGCAACUUAGUAGUCACGAUGAGACCUAUUCCUGAAAGCAAAUUGGAAGCAGCUGUGCUUGCAACAUCUGAACUAAAAGAAGCUCAUGGAGCACCAAUUCAUAUAGGUGACCCUGGUCUGUUGGGAAUACAAGAUCUUUCCAAACCAGACUAUGGAGAUCCAGUUCACCUUCACCCUGGUGAUAUUCCGGUGUUUUGGGCCUGUGGUGUAACAGGAGUAGAAGCAGUCAUCAACUGCAGAUCUCCAUUAGCUUUUACUCAUUCUCCUGGCUGCAUGUUCAUCACUGACCUAAAGAAUGACAGUGUUACAGUCGGGUCCUCAAGUGAAGUCCCACAAGUCUACUGCAUUUCACAAGAUCCUUUGCAUUAUAGUAUGGUGUCAGCAGAAGCAACACAAAAGAUAAAGAAUCUGGAGAACUUAAUCGGAAUAGACCCAGGAGAUCGGGGUAUAAUUCAUUUACACCGCCCGGAUGAGCUGCUGAAGGCUUGCCUGGCUAUCUCCCAUGCUCGGUCAGUGUUGAUAACAACUGGAUUUCCUACCCACUUCUCUUACGAGCCACCAGAAGAAAAUGAUGGGCCCCCUGGAGCCCUCGCCAUCGCGGCCAUGCUGCAGGCCUUGGAGAAAGAUGUUGCUAUAGUAACAGAUCAGAGAGCCAUGGAUCUGAAUAAAAAGAUUAUUGACGAUGCUGUUCAACUAGGAAUCCUGAAGAGACCUGUCCCUCUACUGAGUUAUCAAAGGGAAAAUGCUGAUUCAGCUUUGAGGUUUUUGUGUGAGAAUGGGAAUCGCAGAAGACCUAGAUUUGAUCACCUGAUAGCAAUAGAGCGUGCUGGAAUGGCUGCUGAUGGCAACUACUACAAUGCCAGGAAAGUUAAUAUUAAAAAUCUAGUGGAUCCCAUAGAUGACCUAUUUUUAGCUGCACAAACCAUUCCAGGAGUCACAACAACAGGUGUUGGAGAUGGAGGAAAUGAAUUAGGAAUGGGCAAAGUAAAAGAAGCUGUAAAGAAGCACAUAAAAAAUGGAGAUACUAUAGCCUGUGAUGUUGAAGCUGAUUUUACCAUUGUAGCUGGUGUCUCUAACUGGGGAGGCUAUGCCAUUGCAUGUGCUCUGUAUAUUCUCAGCACCUGUGAAAUACAUGAUCGCUACCUGAGGAAAGCUGUGGGGUUUCCACAAUUACUGAAGAAGAAGACCUGGCUAUCUGCACUUCCAUCAGUUACAAAGGAAGAAAAGCUUCUGAAAGCACUUGUGCAGCACGGGGUCCGCAGUGGAAAAACUGCCAGUCUAGAAAUGGAAGUGGACGGGCUGCCCUUCUACGACACCCACUCGCUUAUGAUUGAGAAGCUGCUGCAAGAGCUGAAGCAGUAACUGCCCCACAGGAUUUCCAAAUCAGGAGUUGCUCCUAUUUUCUUAUUUCCUAGUAUUUUUCUGAUCAUUUUUUACCUUGUAAGAGAUGAGUCUCUGUCUCUUAAGUACUGGACUUUUUAUCUCUGGUGUCUUGCCCAUGCACAACCUGUUAUUAUUGCCCUCAUAAUAUUUUGGUGAAGCAGGAAGGAGAUACCAUAAUGAUUUGGUCUACCUUUCUUUUCUGUAAUUUCAUAAUGGAUAUUAAAUGAUAUUAUAUACUAGGAGGUGAUCUGGCUUUUACGAAGAAAAGUUCUCAUUAAAAUGAAGCAUUGCUGUUCCUGUUUUACUAACCUCGUAACUGCAACAGGAAGUAACUCUUGUAACAACUUGGAUUUAAAAAUACUUUGUGGUGGGGAAGACAGCUGCAGCAGAGUAUUCAAAAGAAAACAAAACAGUAAGUGUUAUAGCAGUAAAAGUUGUUAAAUACAGCUCCCUUGCACACUUCUUCCUCUAACACUGUUUUCUUGCAGCAGUGGGUCAUUUGUGGAAGCGCGAGGAGACAAGGGGAGGGCUGCAAUGAAAAUAAGGGCAGCCCUGCAGACUUGCCAUGUAAAGGGUAGGCUGCACUGUUUGCCUCCUUCAUAUCGGUAGUUCACCAUUUAUAAAAGGUUUAACAUUUUGUCCCUUUCUGGGUAAUACAGAAAUACUGUAAAUUUUUAAUUCUUAACAAUAGGAUACCCUAAAUGAGUUCAAUCCAUAGUGAUUAAAAAUAACGCUUAGAACUUUAAUUUCUGAUUGUGCUUUAAGAACAUUUACAUUCAGUAUAAAAUAAUGUAAAUGAAUAUUUAAAUAAAUUCCAGUUAUAGAAAUACAGGUCUUGAUGAGACUGAGUGAAGAAAAAUUAAAUUACAUCUCAAAGGCCUACUGACAGUGAACCAGUACACGACAAACAGGUGUGAACUGCGCCUGACUUACGUCAUUGAAAGCUGUGCUACUACCUCAAAACUCAAGGUGAGCAUCAGGGCUGAAGAUGUGCUAGUUGUCAGUCCUCACAGCAGGAAGGACAGGCUCUGUUUUGCACUGCACCUCUCAGGCACUGAUGCUUUACCUGUCAUAAAAUGAUUAUAAUGGUACAAAAGGAGAGCACCAAGAUAUUGUGCUUCAACAGCAUCCAAAUGGCAGUUCUGUUUGCCCACUGUUUUCCAAAGGACAGUAUUUCAACUGCUAGCAAUGUCUUAUAUCUAUUAUUCUUUCUGGCAAGUGAGGUUUCUUUUUUUUUUUUUUUUUCCCUUCUUAUCUAAGACAAACAUGUAACGCUUUGAGAAUAAGAAAAAUCACUUUGUACCACAAACGCCAGCAUUCUUAGAACAUUAAUCUUCUGAUUUCCUUGAGGAUACACAGCCUGUAAAGAUCUACAACAGUUGAACAUGUAUGAGAGAAAAUCUUAACGCCGGAAUGCUGACAGACAGUCAGAUUUGCCAAAGGUUCCAAUGGAUAAUUUAUGGCUCAGUCUUUUUUUUUUUUUUUGAUUAAUUUUGCUUAAAACCUUUUCGAAGGACAUUGUGGUGAAACUGUCUCACAAUUAGAAAAUAGCUCCUUUAGAAGUCUCCAAAAUUAUCUAAAACCAUUAAGAUGUUCAGUAAGAGUACUUGAGUGUUUUGUGUUUUUUUUUUUUUGCCAAAGCCAGUAACCCCAUAGGAUCGCAUACGUUCGUUGGUGCACAGAACCCACAAAAUGAAGUUGAUGUAAUUUAAAGAUACCUGUUCAGAUAGAGUCAUGUGAUUUCUUUCUCUGUGUGCUACAUGCUUAGUGACCUGUUACGCUAACAGAUGUACAUUAUUCUUU
Molecule: messenger RNA, 4354 nt
Organism: Anas platyrhynchos (mallard)
Lineage: Eukaryota; Metazoa; Chordata; Aves; Anseriformes; Anatidae
Gene: DGLUCY
Product: D-glutamate cyclase
Biological process (GO): glutamate metabolic process
Molecular function (GO): D-glutamate cyclase activity
Source: RefSeq, a predicted model, not a curated record